AUGGCUAGCACACAAGCGAACAGUGGAAUAGUGGGAGAACAUGAAGGGGAAACGUUAUCAUUAAAUACAAAUAACAACUUGAAAUACAACUUAAGCAAUGAUGAAAGCUAUAAGAAAUUAAAAGAAGACAAGAAGAGAAUGAAAAAAGAACUGUUAAUUAAAGAUAGCGAAAUAAAUAGCCUAAAAAAAAUUUUAGAUGAAAGAGAUAAGGAUAUGAAAAUGAACUAUGUUCCACUACAUGAAGCUAGAAAAAUUACAUAUAAAGCAUUACGUAAAGGAUCAGCAGCACAAAAAUUUAUAUACUUAAUAGAAAGUAAUAGUAUAAAUUAUAAAUUAAAAAAAAGAGCCAUCAACCAGCUGGUAUUAAACGCAUUCGGGGUUAUGCAUCAUCAAAAAAAUAAGUAUCCUGAAAUUUUAAAAUACACAGACUCUCAUUUAAAAUUAUUUAGACAAGAGCAAUUAAUCCUUUUAGCUGAAAAUGAAAGAUUAACAUUACAGAUGAAGGAAUUAAAGAAACAACUUUUGGAUAACAAAAUUGAUAUUUUAAAAAAAAAUGAAAGUAAUUUAAUAUUGUCUAUGAAGAAGGGUAUAAAGGAUAAAGGAGCAGGAAGAUCAAAUACUACAACCGCAGAAGAUGACAAUUACAUGGAGUUAGACGCAGAUGUUGUAGAAAAAAAUUUUAUAAAUUUAAUAAAGAAUUUUAAAAUAGCACAGCUAAAACUAUUAUUUUAUGCAUUUAGAAAAUUAAGUAACAAUUUAUAUUACAAUGCCGACCCAGUAAAUAUUAGUGCAAGUAUGAUUUCUUCGCUUAAACGUGGUAUAGAUAUCUUAAGCAACAUUAUAAGGUAUAAAAAAGUUAUAUCUAUUUGUUAUGCAUUUUAUAAGUUGCUAACCUAUAACGAUAACAGUUUUGUGUAUAAUAACAAAAGAUAUUCUGAACAGAAUCACAUGCAUCAAUUUGUUAAUCCAAGUUGUUACAUAAAAAAUAGUCAAAAAAAUGGUCAAGGAAUUUCCAACUAUGCUUUUAAGCCCUAUUACUAUGAUAAUUUGCCUAGUGCUACAUAUGACAUACGAAAAAAAAAAUGUUCUUUACCAAGAUUAAAAAAAAAUUGUAUAAUGAAGGACAUAACCAUAAAUGAGGAUAACGCUUAUCAAGUUUUGAAAGCAGACUACGAAUCAAAAUUUGAACCAUUUAUUUCAAGUGGCUAUCGCAUGAAUGCAGUAAAUAAUAGCAUAAAUGAGUAUAUUCAUGCCGGUAAUACUAAUGGUACUAACCACAAAAUUUACAAAAAUUCUUAUUUCGAUUUAGGGAUAAAUAAAAACGAUAACGACGACUUCGAGAAGCGCACCUGUUACAGUGACUUAGACUUUGAUUACCUUGCUGAAUUCAGUAACUAUGACAAGAAGAAGCUCAUAGACAUGUUUAUAUCAGAGACGUCGAAAAGGUGA
This is a messenger RNA of Plasmodium gonderi, 1449 nucleotides long. RefSeq lists its product as hypothetical. Lineage: Eukaryota; Apicomplexa; Aconoidasida; Haemosporida; Plasmodiidae. The transcript has a single exon. The coding region runs from base 1 to 1449 and encodes 482 amino acids. The record is from RefSeq and is a predicted model, not a curated record.